This is a messenger RNA of Kogia breviceps (pygmy sperm whale), 1575 nucleotides long. It is a transcript of the gene CFAP157, whose product is annotated as cilia and flagella associated protein 157. Gene Ontology annotation, molecular function: microtubule binding. Gene Ontology annotation, biological process: sperm axoneme assembly. The record is from RefSeq and is a predicted model, not a curated record. Gene Ontology annotation, cellular component: cilium; ciliary basal body. Lineage: Eukaryota; Metazoa; Chordata; Mammalia; Artiodactyla; Physeteridae.
AUGGCUCCCCAAAAGAAGGCCGGCAAGGGGGCCAAGGAACCCGAGGUCAAGAAGAAGAAGGGUGGGAAGGAGGAUCCCAGCCGGGCCAACAAGCCCAUGGAAAUGCCCAUGAGCGAGGAGAUCCGCGAGUUCUACCACAUCCAGAUCCGCGACCUGGAGAACAGGCUGGCCCGGUACCAGCAAAAGUGGGAUGAGCUGGCUGUGCAGGAGAAGCUGUUUCGCCAGGAGUUUGAGCAGCUGGCCAACAGCAAGAAGGAGGUCGUGGCCUUCCUCAAGCGCACGCUUCACCAGCGGGUGGAUGAGAUCACCGACCUCAAGGAGCAGCUCCACAGCCUGCAGCUGGCCAAGGAGAUGGAGAAGGACGCCUUCGAGGCACAGCUAGCUCAGGUGCGCCACGAGUUCCAGGAGACCAAGGACCAGCUCACCACUGAGAAUAUCAUCCUUGGGGGGAAGCUGGCAGCCCUGGAGGAGUUCCGGCUGCAGAGAGAGGAGCUCAUGGAGAAGUUUGUGUUGCUGGAGGACCAGCUGCGGAAGCAGGAGAACGAGUACAAAGAGUACGUGCACAGCCUGGAGAAGAAGUCGGUGCUGGACAAGGACAGAUUGAAGAAGGAGAUCAUCCAGCGCGUGAACAUGGUGGCCACUGAGUUCCGCAAGGCGGCCACGAGCCAGAUGUGGGACACGACCAAGCGGGCCAUCAUGGAGAACACCACCGUAACGCUGCAGCUGGCCAGGACCUCCCGGCAAGGCAUGCAGCUGCUGUGGGAGAACGAGCAGCUCAGGGGCAACCGGGACGACCUGUGCAGGCAGCUGGAGCUGCUGGAGAACGCCCAGAAGGUCAUGGCCAGGCACAGCAGAGGCCACCGGAAGGUCAUCCUCAUGCUGACGGAGAAGUGCCGCGAGCAGCAGCGGGUCAAGGCCGAGGCCAAGCAGCUGCGCCUCCUGCAGAGCCAGCUGGAGCAGAGCCUCGCGCAGCUGCGGAAGGACAACCAAGCACUGAGGAGCCAGAGAGAACAGCUGAACCUGCAGCUGGAGCGUCAGCAGGCCGAGGGACAGCGGCUACAGCAGGAGCUGGCCGAAGAGCAGAGGGUUCGGGCGAGCCUGGAGGCAGCCCUGGCCCAGGCCACCUCCUUCCUACAGGACACUGUGCAGAUGCAGCCCGACGAGGAGGAUGGUGACUUCGAUGUAGUGCUCCAGCUGCACUGCAAGGAGAUGCUGAAGCACCUGCUGGUCAUGCUCAGCUCGGCCGUGGUCCUGAGCCCCCAGAUGGCUGUGUCCCCCCACCGGAAGAGCCAGUCCUCUGGCCCACCAAAGGAGCGGCGGUGCAACACCCAGCCACUCAAGACAGGGCCUCUGCUGCAGCGGCUGUCCAGUGUCACACCCUACCAGCUAGGGGACCUGGGCCUGGUGCCUCGACGGAUACACAUCCCACCCGACCCUGAGGACCUCAGGCUGCUCUCACAUACCACCCGUGUGGGAAACUUAUGGGCUCACAGCAGCCCUGAGAUCCGUACCUCCGGUUCUCCAAAAAGGUUCAAAAAGUUUAGUCUUCCUGAAGUUUCCCUACGUUCUAAGUAG